UCAUGGCGACAGAAGCCGCCAGCUGGGGUAAGGACAGGAACAAACACAGGAGUAAGGCUUCAGGAGGCUGCCUUAUACCGAGUCAAGCGGCCGACUGGUGGUAAUGGCUCUCCAGUGUUUCAGGCAGGAGCCUUCCCUGUCCUACCUGGGGAUGAACGAGUGGAACGAAGGAAUUGAUCCCUUAGAAACAUCUCAUCGGAGGCGGGACUAUUAGCAAGAGCAACCCCGGGUGCUACAAUGGCAUCUCGAGGGAAGACCGCGGCUCCUGUGGUAAAAGGUGCUGGGUUCUGGCAUGCUCCCAUUGUGACCAAAUACAGCCAGGAAACACAGGAAUUGUUAAAAGUGAUGAUGCAAGAAUCCAAACUUACCAGCUUCCAGCAACGUCAUCUCAUCAGCUGCAUGAAACGAGGUGAUCCUCUGCCUGUCCACUGUAGCCCAACAUCCAGCAAAGAACCAGAGCUUUCAAAGCCUGUCUCCCCACCGCCAAAGGCUUUUAUGUCGAUCAGUCAAUUUGGCAGGCCACAUCUUCGCCCUGCGAAGGUCUGCCGGGCAGGCGACGCGUACACCCGAGAGAAAUUCCGGCCACGGGCCACCCGAGACUUGGAGAAGGAGAAGGAAAGACUCCAAAAUAUCUUUGCAAAAGGAAAAGAUAAAGUUGUGAAAAAGCCCCAGAAGAAGACAGUCCAGGUAGAAGAGGAGGUGCCGGAACCUGAUCGGUUUGAGGAAUUGGUGAACGAAGUGCGCGAUCGACGGAACUUUCUAGCAGAGAUGGAGGCUCUGGGACAGGGCAAGUUGUACCAAGGGAUCAUCCUCACUGAAAUAUCACAGAAGCUACGGGAGAUGGAGAUCAUUGACAAGCAGAGAAGUGCAGAAAUGAGAGAGGAAUUGGCCCAAGCCCUCAAUACAGGCAGCAAACCCAAUUCUCCAAGCAAAGCACAAGACCAAUAGUCCGUUCCCACUCCAGGACUACUGCAGCCUGCUUGCCUUCUGCCAGGCCUUCUAGAAGAGCAUCAAAGAUCACAGUGUGCUUUCAGCCUUUUUGUAGCAGAUAGCCACAGAACUCCAUGGUUUUUUCCUCUUUGCAUGAACUCAAGAUAAUAGGAAUCCUCUAUUUGUAGCAUUCAGCAGCAGGAGGUCUUUUCACGGGUGCAUUUUAGAAGCAGCCAUUUCAUUUCUGGUUGGGAGCAGUAGGCAUACAUAAGCAUACUUUUCCUCUUCAAAUUGACCAGCAAGCAAUGGAAGAAGCUCAGCACAUCUGUUCAGUCACUGAAACAGGAUAGUUUGUGGUUUCCUAGCAACAUGUGCUUUGAUGGGUCAGAAUAGUGAUGGUUUUUAUAACAAGCAUUCAGGUCAAACAUUUCUGUAUAACCCUUCUCUUUGUAGGGCUUGUACUGUUUCCAGUCAAAUGGAAGUUAACACUGCUGUUUCUCAUUUACAAACUUGAGUUAUGAUCACUUAUGGGGGAAAAGUGAUGGCUGCUGCUUUAGACUGAGAUAGUAAGAGGGCUUUACUUUAAUGUGAGGUUCUUUGUUUUGUUUUUUGUUGUUAUGGCUACCUCAGUGAGAUUAUGUGCAUAUAAAAGUUAGAUCUGAUGAAGGGCA
Molecule: messenger RNA, 1601 nt
Organism: Hemicordylus capensis (graceful crag lizard)
Lineage: Eukaryota; Metazoa; Chordata; Lepidosauria; Squamata; Cordylidae
Gene: C5H22orf23
Product: chromosome 5 C22orf23 homolog
Exons: 7
Coding region: 238-948 (236 amino acids)
Source: RefSeq, a predicted model, not a curated record